This is a messenger RNA of Gongylonema pulchrum, 333 nucleotides long. Lineage: Eukaryota; Metazoa; Nematoda; Chromadorea; Rhabditida; Gongylonematidae. The record is from the annotation of a GenBank genome assembly.
GAAGCAUUUGCAUCAUCCAGUGAACAGCAACUGACACAUAGCAAAAAAUCGCCUGUCUUCGCGCAGCAUCACUUCAACAAUACGUAUAAUUGCACUGCUGUUAUGAACAAGAAAUUUUUAAAUCAAACUGAGGCAAUGAGAACAGCUUUUGACAAAAUUGAGGAUGCACGUAUUAAAGCAGCACGUGAACGUGCCUGGCGACAUAUUGAUAUGAUCAGUGCAAGCCGUGAUAAUUCAGCCAUUAAUCCGCAAAGGUACAACUUUUUUCUUUUUUUGUCAACCAAUGUAUUUUGGGGGAAUAUUUCAACUUUUUGCUUCGUCAUGAAGAGAUAG